AUGCGAGCGGAGCAGAUGCUUGCUGAUCCAUUGGAAUGGCUUGCCCGAAAUAUAUACUAUUUGAUGCUAGGAAGUAUAGCACUUUCUCUCAAAGCUGAUAACUUGCUCUUAGACUAUAUCUUAUUUCUUCUUCAAACAAUGGUCAAUAUUUUCAAAGCUGAAAGCUACCCGAAAUUGUCGUCAUCCCUGCAAACUCUUCUAAAGGAAUCUGACUCAUUGUCACUACGCGCGAUUAGUGUUACUCAGCCAGCAGUUUUGUCACAAUGGUUGCAGUUAUUAUCUCUAUACAAUGAGCCUUUUGACAAGUACAUUGACACCAGUCAGUGUACAGAGUGA
Cooperia oncophora is the source of this 336-nucleotide messenger RNA. NCBI's taxonomy places the organism in Eukaryota, Metazoa, Nematoda, Chromadorea, Rhabditida, Trichostrongylidae. The record is from the annotation of a GenBank genome assembly.